GCUGCUUCUCCUGGUGGAGGCAGGCUGCAAAACAGAGAAGCGACAUUAACCCACUUUGUUACUCUGGGUGAAAUUAGUUUGUCAAGUUUGAGCAGUGAAAACGAGAUUGACCGGAUCAAAAGAGAAUGAUUGAAGAUUGCGGGCGGAGGGGUGACAACAUGGCAGACAGAAGGCAGCUUUAUGUCGAGAUGAGGGCACAGGAUUUGGAUUCAAUACGAUUAUCAACGUACAGAACAGCCUGCAAACUCCGAUUUGUGCAGAAGAAAUGCAACCUGCAUUUGGUUGAUAUUUGGAACGUCAUUGAGGCUUUCCGAGAAAAUGGUCUGAACACCAUGGAUCUCAAUUCUGAGCUGGCUGUGGCUCGUCUGGAAGUGGUACUUUCCACCUUGUUCUUCCAACUUAACAAGCGAAUGCCAACCACUCACCAAAUCAAUGUAGAGCAGUCCGUUGGGCUGCUACUCAACUUCCUGCUGGCAGCCUACGACCCGGAAGGCCAUGGCAAGAUAUCUGUUUUUGUUGUGAAGAUGGCGCUUGCCUCGAUCUGCGGAGGGAAAAUUCUGGAUAAAUUAAGAUAUAUAUUUUCGCAGAUAUCGGAUUCUGCUGGAAUAAUGGUGCACUCGCAGUUUGACCAAUUUCUGCGAGAGGUUCUCAAAUUGCCCAUGGCAGUGUUUGAGGGACCUUCUUUUGGGUACACUGAGCAAGCUGCACGAGCAUGUUUCACUCAGCAGAAAAAGGUCUCCCUCAACACAUUCCUUGAUACGCUGAUGUCAGACCCGCCCCCUCAGUGUUUGGUGUGGCUACCUCUCAUGCAUCGGCUUGCCAACGUAGAGAAUGUGUUUCACCCGGUCGAGUGCUCCUACUGCCAUACUGAGAGUAUGAUGGGCUUCCGCUACCGCUGCCAGCAAUGUCAUAAUUACCAGCUCUGUCAGGACUGCUUCUGGAGGGGGCAUGCCAGCGGUUCCCAUAGCAACCAGCACCAAAUGAAGGAGUAUACGUCAUGGAAAUCCCCAGCUAAGAAGUUAACCCAUGUCCUCAGUAAGUCACUGAGCUGUGCCUCCAGCAGAGAGCCCCUGCACCCCAUGUUCCCUGAUAUGCCAGAGAAACCUCUCAACCUAGCUCAUGUUGUAGACACAUGGCCACCAAGACCAGUAAAUAUAACCAACGACUACUCACUGUCCCACCCAUGCCUAUAUCAGGGAAUCCCUUACUCCACCAAAAAGUUAAAGUACAACCUCGACGUUGCUGAUAGACUUGCUGACGAGCAUGUUCUCAUUGGCCUCUAUGUGAAUCUGCUCCAAAACAGCCCCAAAUUAUGUUUGCUGGAAAGCAGUAACCAUCAAGAUGAGGAGCACAGUCUCAUUGCUCGCUACGCUGCUAGACUGGCUGCUGAUGCUGCGGUUCAACAGCAGAGGGUCCCUAUAGACCUCCCCUACUCUCUGGAUGCCAACAAACAACAGAGGCAGCUCAUUGCAGAGUUGGAGAGCAAAAACAGAGAAAUCCUGCAGGAAAUCCAGAGGCUGCGUCUUCAGCAUGAGGAAGCUUCCCAGCCGCCACCAGACAGGGGCCAACAAAACCCCACCCUGCUCGCUGAGCUGCGACUUCUCAGGCAACGCAAAGAUGAGCUCGAACAAAGAAUGUCUACUCUGCAGGAGAGUCGCAGGGAGCUCAUGGUGCAGCUGGAGCAGCUAAUGAUGCUUCUCAAGCUAGAAGAAGAACAAAAACAAGCAAGUACUCAGGGUCCCGGCUCUCCACGCUCUUCUCCCAGUCACACCAUCAGCCGGCCGAUCCCCACGCCAAUCCACUCAGACUCUGCUGGCACCACUCCGACUCACACACCUCAGGACUCACUCAUGGGCGUGGGAGGGGAUGUGCAAGAGGCCUUCGCUCAGGGUCCAAGGAGAAAUUUGAGGAACGACCUUCUCAUUGCUGCUGACUCCAUAACCAAUACCAUGUCAUCACUUGUGAAGGAGCUCAAUUCAGAAGGUGGUAGUGAGACAGAGAGCCUCUUGGAUUCAGACUUUGGACAGUGUGACCUAAUGGCUACAACUUCCUCAGACUUUUACUUCACUUAUAAACCAAGACCUGCUAGAGCUGCAGAAGAAGAGACUUUUGAAAACAAUCUGGACCAGCAGCUGGAGGAGGAGCUCAAGUUGGAGGAGCUGGUAAAGCACAGACAAGAGACGGACAAAACAUGCUUGGUGACAAUGGAGCAGUGAUUGUGGAAGUCCAGAUGACUGGUAAGCAACAAUAGUAGAAGACACUGGAAGAAGCAACACUGGGCUGAAGACAUGCAGCAUUGAAGACAUGAAGAAUUAAACCUGCGCUAAAUCCAACCAUAGAAAUACUACAUUUAUGUAAAGAUAUAUUUUUUAUCCAAACACAUAUUUAAGGUAAUACUGUGAGCUGGUGUGAAGAGAUUAAAUACUGAGCUUUCUAUUACACCACAGGUGCCAUAAAAACACAGUUAUUUCCAAACUUUUGUUUAGUUUUCUUCUUUAGUUGUUUAGAAACCGUACACUGUAAGUACAAGGUGGCGAACCACUUUCUUUCAAAGUCUCAUGUUUUUGGACACAAAGAACCAAGCCUACAUGUAAAUUUCUCAUCUGAUUUUUAAGUCAUAACAUGAGAGUGUAUAAUGGUAUAAACUGCUAACAUCUGAAAUAUUUUUUAUCUAUUAUUCUGGUCGAGAUAUGUGAACAAAUUUAGCACUAUUUCAUACAUUUCUUACUGUUGCUACUUGUAAAUGUAUUUCUGUUCUUUUUUGUGUUUAGUUUUUUUUUUUUUUAACAGGUGGAUUAUGUAAAUGUUUUAGUUGGUGAAUCAGUAACAAUGAUGCACACUGCCUUAGCUGUCUACUUGACCUCCCAUUGCAGUUCUUCUACAGUACUUGACAAUACAGCAUCUAGCCUAUAUGUCAAAACACAACUACAUUGAUGCUGGUUGAGCUUAACCUCAAUGAAACCCUGGUGUGGUUCUGCAAAUAUAGUCCCCUUUACCUUUAAUCCCUGGUGAAGAUGUUAACAAAUAUUCUAAUAAAUCCGGAUUUUAUUUAAAAAAUAUAUUCUCACAUUAAACAAUAACAAAAAAAACAGAUUGUUAAUUUGGAAAUAUUUAUUCUAUGGAAAAGAAAUUCUAAGUUAAGAAGUAAUCGUUUUGAACAAAAUCACUGGUUUCAUAAUUUUGGCCUCUAAUGUAUCUAUCACCAUUCCUCUUUGCACAAUGUCUCAUUUAUCGAGCAUCUGUGGCCUUAUCUUUCCCUCCUCUGUUUUUCUUACCAACUGUUUCUCUGAAAGAAUUAGGUCUAGUAAGGAGAUGGACAUUUGAACAAGGUUGAGUUUGGUCCUGGUGAACCAUUUCUGUGUGGAUUUAGCCUCAUGUUUUGGAUCGUCACACUACUGAAAAACCCAAGUGAUGACCCAUUUGGCAAAGGCUAGCAAAGUUUUGUUUAAACUGUCCUGGUAUUUCAAAGAGUUUAUGAUAGUAUUCCAGGGACUUAGAUACUUAAAACAUACUAGAUCCCACAGCAACAUAAGGGGGCAUGACGUGUUUUACCACGUAUUCAUUAUCUGUGUCAAUCCAGGCCCAGAUUAAGCAGUGCGAAAUCACCCGAGCACAAGGUCACGUCAAGUUUUUAGCGAAUGGCACACACUUGUUUAAAUGGUAGAAAUGGAAAUUACAAGAGAAUUCUUUGAGUGCCAUUAAGUACCUUCAAAUUGGUUAGAAUCAAAUAUUUAUGUAAAGUUUUCUUUUGCAGCCAAGGAAUUAUUUGCAUAAAAAUUUAAUUGUACUUUAUUGACUAUAAACUGAAAUUAUUUUUAGUGAUGUACAAAUCAUAAUUUAAAUGAGUGAAAGCUUAAAAACCAGCUAGCUGUUGCAAGGUUGAACAAAAUUCAGAUGUGGUUGAAAUUUGAUUGUGUUUGCAGUUUGGUAACGAGCAUAAUUAUCUCACAUGAAGCUUCCAAAAUAACACAAAUUAACUUUGUGUAUUUGAUCAAGACAGAAAACUAUCUAAUAACGCAAGAUAUGUGUCCAGGACUGCCCAUUCCUUUUAGUAGUGUAGUCAUUUUUGCUUUACGGCUGCCGCUCUAUAGAGUCUUUAUUUUACUAUACUGUCUGAAAGAUAGCUAGAAACAAUUUGAACUGUGUAAAAAUGGAAUCUAUUUUCAGCCAGGUUAGUGUUUUCACAGAGAAUUGCCCUGUAGAUGGAGAUACUACAAGAGAGGAGCCAAAUUAUUGCAGCACUAUUAGGUAAACAAAUUUAGCCAAGUAUUAAUCAUAGAUUACUCCCUUUCUCUGAGUCAAUGUCAUUACUCCCACAAACCUCCAUGUGGCUUGCACACCAACACAGUCUUUGUGAGUGUGCAUGUAAAAAAAACUUUGCCCUGCCACUUUAGGAAAAAUGGCAAGCCCAUUUAAAACCAUAAAUGUGUGAAAUGUAUCUAGCUUGAUUUUUUUUUUUCACUUUCAAGCAAGUUCAUAGCAGUGAUUUUUGCAUGGUGGUGAUGCAUAAUAAAGUGUUGACACAAUAUCAAAA
Xiphophorus hellerii (green swordtail) is the source of this 4534-nucleotide messenger RNA. RefSeq names its product dystrobrevin, alpha (gene dtna). Gene Ontology annotation, biological process: synaptic signaling. Gene Ontology annotation, cellular component: synapse; plasma membrane. NCBI's taxonomy places the organism in Eukaryota, Metazoa, Chordata, Actinopteri, Cyprinodontiformes, Poeciliidae. Gene Ontology annotation, molecular function: zinc ion binding. The record is from RefSeq and is a predicted model, not a curated record.